Quercus lobata is the source of this 498-nucleotide messenger RNA. RefSeq lists its product as uncharacterized. The transcript is spliced from 2 exons. Gene Ontology annotation, molecular function: nucleic acid binding. Lineage: Eukaryota; Viridiplantae; Streptophyta; Magnoliopsida; Fagales; Fagaceae. Bases 1 to 498 code for a protein of 165 amino acids. The record is from RefSeq and is a predicted model, not a curated record.
AUGGAACACUUUACUUUCAUAGAGUACAAGGUGGUUAAUAGAGGUGAGAACAAGCUUGCUGAUUUGCUAGCUACUCUAGCCACCAAGUCUGUACUAAAGAAAGAAAAGAUGACGCUUCGAGUUGAGAAGCAGCCUGGAAAUGACCAAGCUGAGGCCUCCAACAAAAGAUUGCUAAAGAUAUUGGGAAAAAUGACUAAGGAAUAUGGAAAGGGGUGGAAGGAGGAGCUUCCUACAGCUCUGUGGGCUCAUAGAACAGCCAAAUCACAAGCUAUAAGAGCUUCACCAUUUUCUUUAGUCUAUGGCACAGAGGUUGUUAUCCUAAUAAAUUUAGUAAGACCAGCGGUAAAACUGGCAAAGAUUGCAAGAAUACCUAGAGAAGACACUUUGGAAAUUGUGGAGGAAAUGCCCUACAACGCUGCCUCUCAUAACCGCCUUUAUCAGGCUUACAUGAAGGCUAGGCAUAAAGGCCAAGUCAAAGAAAGGAAGUUUCAACUAUGA